Fonticula alba is the source of this 2145-nucleotide messenger RNA. RefSeq lists its product as hypothetical. The transcript is spliced from 2 exons. Gene Ontology annotation, biological process: positive regulation of TORC1 signaling. The coding region runs from base 100 to 2145 and encodes 681 amino acids. NCBI's taxonomy places the organism in Eukaryota, Rotosphaerida, Fonticulaceae. Gene Ontology annotation, cellular component: lysosomal membrane. The record is from RefSeq and is a predicted model, not a curated record.
CCGCUCCUCCUCCUCCUCCCUCCCUGCCCCCUGUCUCCCUCCCCGCCCCCCUCCUCCCUUCCCUCGCCACCCCGCCGGCCCACUCCCGGCGACGUGAGCAUGGGCGCCCCUCCUGCGCCCCUCUCCCUGGGCGCCGGUGCCGGCGCCAGCGGGCAUCGAGCGAUAUCCUCGUCGGGCGCCGGCCGAGCCUCGCUCGGCGCGGCCGGCGCAGCCCUCCUCUCCCUCUUGCUGGUCUUGGCGGCCAGCCCCAUGGUCGCGGCCACCGCGGCGGCCGACGGCAACGCCAGCAGCGCCAGCAGCGAUGUCCCGGCCGAUGACACACCGGUGGCCCGGGCGCUGACCAUCCUCCUGACGGUCCUCUACUCGGCGGUCCUGUGCGUGGUGGUGGUGCAGCUGGCGCGGCUGGUGUGGAACCGCCACAAGCUGGCCUCCUUCCAGUCGGUGUUCCUGAUGCUCUGCCUGGCAUGGAGCGCCCUGCGCACGGCGCUGGCCCUGCUGCUGGUGGUGCUGCGGUCGGCCACGGCCCUGCCACGGGGGGUGUUCGUCCCGCUGGCCUGGCUGCCAUUGAACUUCCUCUGGGCCACCUACACGCUGCUGGUGCUCUUUUAUGCGAAUGUCAUCCACCGAAGCGUGUCCCGGUGGGAAUCCCACACCCGGCGCCGGUACUUCGUCGUGUGGGCCGUGGCCAACCUGCUGCUGCUGGCGACCACCCUGACCUUCGUGCUGCUGGUGUCGGUGCGCAAUGUGCCGCUCACCUCGCCGGUGGCCCGGGUCAUCCGGUUUGCCUAUCCGGCGGUGCUGUUCGGGUCGCUGGUGUGCCUGGUGGCGUGGUAUGGCCUGCGGCUGUACAAUGCCUUCCGCAAUCCGAUGGCCUUGAUCCCCUUCCACGCGAGCGGGUCCUCCGUGCUGGGGAUCGCCCUGGUGACGGGGCUGCUGGCCGCGGUGUUUGCCUGUCGGGCCAUCUACUCGGCCACCAUGGCGGUGGUGGUGUGGCUGGAGCCGGUGCCGCUGGCCUCGAUGGCCGCCUCGCUCGGCGGCGGCGGCGGCGGCGGCGGCGGCGGCGGCGGCGGCGGCGGCUGGCUGGCCGACGCAGCACUGCUCCUGGGCCAGGUCCUUGCCGGGGGCGACAGCAGCGGCGGGUCGGUGAUCGCCGGCGGGCCCGGCGACGGGGGCAACCAUGUGCUGGCCUUCGAGCAUCCGGUGCUGCGGUUCAUCUCGCUGGUCCUGUCGGAGAUUGUGCCGUCGGUGUCGAUUUUGGCCUUCUUCCGGCACAUCCCCGGCCGGCCGAGCGCGCAGGUCACCUCGCGCAGCAGCCUGCCGCCGGCCUUCCAGCGGUCGACCGGCGGCGGCGGCGGCGGCGGCGGGUCCGGCGGCGGCGGCGGCGAGUACGCGCCAUUGCCCUCGUCCGGGGGGGACUCCGGCGACGGGUCUGGCGCCUCGGCGGGUGGCAGCGGCGCCACCAGCGGCGGGCUCCUGGCCAGCAUGAUGCUCACCGGCGGCGGGGCCUCGGUGAUGGAUGUCAAUGCCAUGCAGUCGGCGGCCGGCAUCGGUGGCGGGUUCUCCAUCAACAGCUCCAGUGCCGACAUGAUGGAGGGCUCCGGGUCUGGCAUUGGGGGGUUCCUGCACCAGCAGCAGGCCCAGGCCCAGUACCCGCAUCAUGGGGGUCACUAUCAUCCCCAUCACCAUGUCGGGCACUACUACCAGUAUGGGGAGUAUGGAGGCUCGCAUGAGGCCAUCAUCGGGGCCGGGCCGCCGUUCGGCCAGUCGGUCGACGACUUUGUCGGGGCGGCGGCCGGGGCGGCCGGGGUGGUCGGGGCGUCGGACGACGCCCCCGGCGAGCGGGAGGCCCUCCUGGCGGCGGCGCACCUGCAGCAUGGCGCGACCGGCGGCAGCGGGUACUACGUCAGCCCGUAUGGCCGGGACUCCUCCUCGGCCGGGCAGCAGCAGCAGCAGCAGCAGCAGCAGCACUACCAUCACCAGUCGUUGAUGUACCAGCAGCAAUUGGCCGCGGCCGGCAUUGCCCCGAUGCCGGGCGCCUCUUCACACUUGAGCCACGCGCAGAUGUACCAGAGUUCGUAUGCCGCUGGUGGCGGCUCGACCGGCCCCGGGGCCGGCUCGCCCUCGUCCUUCCCCUCGGCGAACUAG